AUGCAGCGUGAUAAAGGGUACAUAUCUCAGUCUCGCGCGCGGGCAGGGGCUGCUUUUUGUGUGUGUGUGCGCGCGCGUGUGCGCGUCUUGUUGGGGUGGGGGCUGGGUGGGAAGCGAGGCUCCUCUGCAGUUAUCUCCACAGCUCGCCGGCUGGGCUCUCAGAGCGCGAGCUGGUGACCCAAAAGAAGGGUGUUGCCCUCUCCUCACAACAUUGAUCCUGCACGCUGCCUUGCUGCUGCUGCUGCUGCCGCCGUCGCUUCAUGCAAAACACACCCCUGGCUGCAAGCAAGCAAGCAAGCAAGCAGGUGUGCAGCUCAAGACGAGCUCUGUCUUGUGGUGUGUGUGUGUGUGUGUGUGUGUGUGUGUGUGUGUGUAAGUGUAAAAAAAAAAAAAAGCCCUCUCAGGUUUGUAUGCACUUCCUAUUAACAGAUUGCUGUCUUGGGAGCAUCUGGCUGUGGAUUUAGUCGGGGAAGGAGGUUGCUGCUGCUGCUCGCGCGCGCCUGAGCUGCUCGGCGAGAAAGGUAAGCUUUUGUUCGCCUGCUUCCAGUUCGUAGCCCUGAAGACCCUAGUGGUAUAUGUCUGUAUGUAUAUAUUUCGCUUGCAUUAAGUUCUAAAAAAGAGAAAAAAAGCCGUCCAUGUUGACUUUACAUUCAAUUGCCCGGGCGAUUAUUUAUUUUGAUGUGUAACGUGGAGAGAGCCUUUCUUUCAGUAAAACAGAUAAUCGAACUGUCAGGCUUGGGCUACUACUGCAAGCGAGCAGUUGCUGUUGGGAUCUGUGUUAACUGCCCCCUCUCACUUCGUUUCCACAUUCAGAGAUGAUGAUGUGCAUGGGGGGGUGUCUUCUUUUGUAGACCACUGUCCCAACUCUAGGAAAUCAUCAGUAUGCCCCAGGACUUGGGGAGAGUUUUUAAAAGUAUAACCAUCUGAAGCCCUUGAAACCCCUCUAUAUUGCGGUGUUGACAUUCUGCCCCGUGUGAAUGUUGCUAUAUAACUAGAUUGGAAGAGCACCGGCCACCCCUUGCCCUCUCCACCACGGCUCUUGCAUUGCAUUGCAUUGCAUUGUUGUAGUAUGUAGGUCAUAAGGGAAAAGAGGCGUUUGCACUCGUCUUGUGGGCUGCACGCCCCGUUGCUGUGUUUGAUUAGUUUCUGAUGGCUGUGCUGUUAAGAGGCGAGUAAGGUAGGAGAGAAACAGUUCACACCUCCUUUUCAAAGAGCUCCCACAGACCCACACUCAGGCACACACGGAGCACAACACACCCAUUGUGCGCCUGAGUUGGGGGCUGGCUUGAUAGAAAGGAAGCCAGUUCUCCACAUGGACCACAAAUGCAGCUAUACUGGGGUGGAGAGCGAAACUCCUUUGAAACACAACCUCGGUGGCAAACUGCAUGUUAAGAGCAAUAUCGGGGACAAAGGAAAUGAAAGAUACACACAUGGAAUGUCUAUAGACCUUACUGAAGCAGAGUGGUUCUGGCAUAUGUCUAGGUGCUAAACGUAUAGGCUUUUGGUUUCUUGAAAUAACUCGUAAAACUGAUCAAUAAAACCACCAUCUGUUGACAUAGCGUAAGGCAGAUAAUGUUUAAAUUAUGGUAAAGGAGAGAAUUGUACUCACUCCAGGUUACUAGUAAUAGGUGGCUGUUGUUUUGCUAGAAUGCCAUCAUUUUUGGCUGCUUAGAACAUUGUUGAAAACCUUUCAUGUUUUUAUAAAAUUCCAUGCUUUCUCAAAGCACUACUGGAUAAUCUUUAGAAUAUACUUAACAUAAUAGAAUCGCUGCUAGAUUAAACAUUGCAGACGGCUGCGCCGAAGUCAAUAGGUAAAUUAGUAACAAAGGUAGUAUUAUGUGCUGGUGAAGCAAUAAAGAUGCCAAAGUCCAAUACAUUUUCAGAUGUCUUUUCCGUAUAUAUAUAUAUAUAUAUGAGCAUUUAUUAAAUGCGAUUGGGAAAUGCUGUACUCAGGUGUGCACAGAAUUACACAUUCACAUUUAGAGUCGCUUGUCUACCAAGUCCUUUGCAAAGCAUCUUCUUCGUUUUGUGUUGUUUUUUAGUUUCAUCUCCAAGCACUUAAGUUACUUGAACUGGCCUGUUUUAUAUUUCUUGUCUUUUGUUACACUUCAAGAUCUUUCAGAUAUAGGACCUGACUGCCCCCCCAUCCCUUUCACUAUGAUGUGUCAUUCAUUCAUAGUAUCACACAGAUUCAAUUUAACAGGUAUUUAUUGAUUCUGCUCUGUGUCAAGUCUAUUGUUAAACACUGACUGCAGCUUCACACAAUGCUUUUUUUUUAAAGGAUGGCAUUUUUAACAGGGACUAAUUCAAGUAUUGUGUGCAGAUCAUAAUGAAUGAAGUUUGUACAUACAAGUUGCUCUGUGUGUGUACACAGUGUACACGUGCUGGGGUGUGUUGACAUUUAAUUUUGUCAUAGAAUUCCCUUUUCCUUGCAACUUCAUAAUGUGUUAAAGAGUUUUCCCACAGGAUUCCAGAAAUGGUAUUUGAAUGGAGCUGUGCUCAUUGAAACAUACCUUCAAUUUAAACAUGGAUUUCUUCUUGCUUUUAAUAGCACGUUGACCUCGGUCAUAAGUAAUACAGUGGAGCCUUAAGAGCUGUCUGCACAUUCAGAAAAAUCUAGUCACAUAAUCCUGGAGGACCCUAACAACUCCAGAGACAAAUGUGGUUUAAUGAGGGAAAGAUAUGCCAGGAGAGAUGGGGGAGAGACUCCCCUCUGCUAAAUUCUCAAACAUGUACAGAGGGCUUCAAGAAGAGUAAUGUUAUUUCUUCACUUCACACUGGAUUUGCAGGCACUUGGAAGUAAUGGAGAAUAUCCUUCUUGCUCAUUUUUUUUGAGUGCCUUCAAAAGCAUGGCACAAAAGGAACCAAGUAGUUAAUUGCAUAGUGGGGAGAGCAGAACUGUGCCCAGAGGCUGCACCCACUCUGUGUUGCUUCAUCUUAUGAAUUGGAAAGGGAGAUGUCUGCAGAAGGUAGCUUGCUACAUGCACCUAGGCUUCCCCUGCUCCUAGUGUGGAAUUAGGGUUCUGUGUUGUGGAGUGGAGCCUAGGCACAAACAGGCGACUUACCUUGUACAAACAUUUCUUUUGCCCAACUCAUGGAUUCCAAGGGCUGCUGGGUGCGGCAGGCAGGCAGAGCCCCACUCAUCCCUUCACACAAUUGUUAAUCUUGUGGCGGGAACACCCAAAUAGGGCUCUAGCCUCCCAAAAUAGAGCUCUAGCCUCUGUUCAUCAAAUAACUUGGGGCACAGGUGACCAAAAGCAAUGUAGUUAGGCCCUUAGUCUAGCUCAGCUGUAGUAUCCAAGCUGGACUGGAGUAAAAUUGCCCCAGGCUUAUGGGGCACAAGCGUAACAAGGCAGAGCAGGGAGGCAGUGAUUUCAUUCCAUUCCCUUGUUUGCUCUGUUUCAUGUAGAAAAACAGAUGGUGCUACCUGCUUUAAAUAAAUAUGUGUAACUGCCUCAUCACAUCUAGUUCUUUUCUUGGCAGUUGGACUGAAAGGCAGACUUGUUUUUGGGAGGCCAGAUGUUGGCAAGCUGAUCAAGACUUAUUCUAGAGAUGACAAAAAAAAAUGAUGGUCAGUACACCUUAUUGUUACUUUUAUAUUUUGUCUUUCCUCGAAGGAGCGCAAGGCAGUGUGGAAGGUCCUUCACACAUCUGGGGGAAAUAGUUUCUCUGGGCACUCAGGAGUGGGGGAACCUGUGGUUCUCCAGAUGUUGCCUGGUUGGUGGUCAGGAAUGAUAGGGGUUUCAGUCCUAAUAGUAUCUGGAGGGCCACUUAUUCACCAUCCCGAUGGUACUUAGUUUUUGUGAUUCUACCUAGAAAUCUAAGUUGUGCUAGGGGCAAGGAGCAAGAGUCCAUCACCCUGCUCUGGCUACUCUUUGUGUCAGCCUUCACCAUAGCUCUGACAACUUUAUUUAUGACACUACAGGCAAUCCAUGGUUUUUUCCACAGGAGUUACUUUCUGGACCCCAAUGCAUGUUGGUGGGGCCCGCGUAAAGCGUUCUGCCCGCCCCCGUUCUGCCCCUUCCCUCCCUGCCCCCGUUCCACCCCCAUUCUGCUAUUUUAGUGAUGUUUUAGGGUUACUUCCUGGUUUGGCCCCGGGCGUAUGUGUGCAAUUGCACAUCCAUCGGUCGUUGCUUGUAUUUGUAGGCCACCCAAUCACCAAGUUCUCUGGAAGAAUUUCAAAUAACAAUAAACACAUUUUAAUACAACCGUAAACCACUGAAACAAAAGAUAUUUAAUGCAGUGUUAGCAAGAUGAUACAGGUGACCAGUUUAUCAUGCAGCUGCAUGCACAGCUUGGUAAACUGCCUCUUGGUAAAUAGUCAUAUGCAUUAAUUAAUUCACUUGAUGUUCCCUAUCGUCCAGCACUUGUUGUGGGGAGGGCAUUAAACUGACAUUUAAUGGAAUGCCAUUCAUGUCCAGCUUUCGUACACCUGUAAGUUACAGAAAGGCAGAACCUACAGGAGCAGUUCUUUACUGACAAGUAUAUGAAUCUUAUAAUCUAUAUUUGUUUGUCGAUAUGCUCAUUUUAAUGGACAGUAAUUUACAGACAUUUGUCUAAGGCCUAUUUUUCACUGAGAUUGUAAAUCUGUCCUGGCUGUAAUCCAUCAGAAUGCAGGUGGGAUCUUCACAUGCACCUUCCUAACAACAGCAAAAAAAAUAAAAAAAGAGCCCACAUGCAAAGACUGAGAAGGCUAUGCUAGAACUCUACAUCUCCCUGACAUGCCAGUUCUCAAGGUGGAGGAAAUUUAUGUGCACUGGAGGAGCAUUCAAUCAUGUUGAGCCCCCCUUCCACCCCUGCAAUCUUGAAGUAGUAACACAGGUUUACCACCUGCAGUGAAAACUGGAUGUGUGUCUCUAGCAGCUGAAUAUACAGAGCUCUGAAAGCAAAAAUAAGACAAAUGAUCACGUGAAAUAUCCCAGCUUUGGCAGUAUGGCGCUAUUUUGUAGCAAGUUCAAGUCACACAGUGUGCAGGAAAUAAAGUAUUCGGAUCUCAGGAUAUGGUGUAAGAUCCAGUGUUAGUCAUACUAACGUUGAUCCAUUGAAAGAAAGGGAUUUGACUGAUGUUCAUUGAUUUCACUCUUGAGUAUGACUUGGUUGGGUAUCACCUGUGGUCUGGAGGCACAUGAGGUCAUCAUCUGGUUGGUGACCUAGGAACCACUUUAUAUGCCAGUCUUUAUAUGCCAAUUGCUCUUUUGUGUGAGGAUGGCUGUUGUGUUUUGUAAUACUUCGUUCUGGCACUUGGUCUCCUGCUUUGCUAGGGUUUAUGAGCAAGACAAGCUGUGCUCUUAAAUUAAGGCAGUAAAUGGAAUGAAAUAAAAACAUAAACAUAUUCCCAUUCAAAAAGUACACAGAUUUAAAGCUAACAUGUUUAGUGUUUUGCUACCAGGCCACAGAAAGAGAACACUGUCUCCAUUUAUGAUUACAAAUUUACUUUUGGCUUCUGUACUGAGAACCAAACUAUACAUGACAUUAAAUGUGUGAAAGCAUUUACUCUGCAUGUUCUGUAUUCACUAAAUAUUGGCUGCAUGGUGAGAAGAAAGAGCAGAAGUGGGGGACGCAGCUUGACUUGUCAUUCCAUCAGGUCUCAAAUGCAAAUGAAGAAGUUGGCUUAUGUUAUCACUGUUGUGGUUUCUUUUCUGUCUCUGUUGACUUUCCUGCUCAUCUAAGUGGAUUUACCAUUUGUCCAGACUCUCAUACAACUGAUUAUGGGAAUGCAUACAAUAUGUCAAGGAUGGGGAAUCUGUGACCCACCAGAUAUUGUUGGGGCAUAAUUCCUGCCAUCUCUGUCCAUUUGCCAUGCUGGCUGGGAUUAAUGAGAGUUGGGAGUCAAUCAACACCUGAAGGGUCACAGGUUCCCCAUCCCUGUGAUAUGGGCAUGCAAAAUGUCCCACUCAUUGCCAUGCUCAAAUUCUGACUCUGUUGACAGACAGAUGUCAAAGCCAUAUCUUUGGAUCAUGUGGAUCAUACUAAGUCUGCCUGUAUUUUUACAGUAAUCACAAAAGUGUGUUGAGAAAUCAAGUAAACAGCACUGGAAAAUAUAUGUUUAAAACUACUAUAUGAUCUCUGUAAACAUGAACAUUUUAAAUUUAUGUUGGAGGCAUUCCCAUAAUUCACUCGAGGGUAUGAUUCAGGGUUUUUGUCAUCAACCAAUGUCUCCUAAUAGUGCAAAAUCUUACUGUAAUUAUAUAUACUAAUAGCAAACUCCUUUGAAUGUGGAUUCUUAGGUAGCCCAAAUUCCACAUAUUUCCAAUCCACACAUGAGAUAUUGGCAGGCUGGGGGGAAUGGGGGAAUUCCAAAGCUUGCAGAAAUACAAAAACAUAAACAAAACAAAACCCAAUAUCUUGGAGGGGAGACAAAAUAUUUGAUGGAGUACGUUUUCCAGUAUGUCCCAACAUGGCCUUUGAGAACAGUGUGGGAGGCCUCUUGGUGGUGAUGCCAAUAAGCCUUACCUGUUUGGUGGUAACACCUGGAAGUCCCCUAAUUAUGGAACUCCCUCCUGUGGAGAUAUGAUUGACAGUCGGAGAAUUUGCCUUCUCAUAGAACUGCUACUGCUUAUUGAAUUGCUUGUACCCUGACAGCUAAUAUGUCACAUUCAACAAAGCUACAAAUCAAGAAAACACAAAACAAAUAUGUUUUUUCCUGUUCAUGCUGAACUUCUUACUGUUGAAUUUUUUCUUUCAUUUGAAAAACAACUUGUUUCUGAACAGUGUUCUUAUGUACUCCUUUUUAACAAGAAAGAAGCACUGAUUUGGGUGCAACUGUGGAUUUGAUGUUUUCAAGUCAAAUGUUAGACGUUUCAUCUGAUAGGAAAAGAAAUUCUAUUUGAAAAAGCUGGAGCAUAUUCUUUUUAUUUCAGUAUUGCUUUGCUGAAAGAUCUUCCCCAAGACUUUAUGCAAAAUUAUGAGCACAAAUUAUUUUUGUGUGUGUACAGUUGUCGUUUACUUUUCAGGUUUAAAAGAAAAGCAUUGUGUUUAUAUGACACUUCAAUGGCCAAGUUGUCAAAGAUGUGGGAUAUACUGCAUUCACCCUAUUAUCUCAAUAAAAACCCUGUGAUUGUUAAUCUGCUAUCAAGAUUCCUUUAGAUCACAACUGCUUAAAAUUUAUUUUGUAUCCCUAUAAAUGAGUUCUUAAGACCAACAUGCUUGAGUGAAGGGGGACAGCAAAAAAGAGUGUGUUGUAGAGAAUAAACAGAAUCAAUAUCAGCAGUGCUCAUACUAGAGUGGGGGAAAUGGAACAAAGCCCUGCAGGCAUAUAAAAGCAGUAAAAGCAAUCGAUGGUCUGUUAAUUUAUAGAAGCUAUAGCUUGCUAUGAGAAAAUAACAGCUAUGACUGAAGGUCAGAAUAGAUGAUUGAGUCCUUGGAGUUUAAAACACAAUUGGUUUUAAAUAUUUCGAGGAAUGAAAAUCCAAAACAGUUCUAAAUUCUUGCUAAACAGAGGAAGGGUGUGUUUACAGAGUCUGAAAUAAAUACUAUAUAUUGAGACAGAAGCAUCAGCAUAUGACUACGUUGAUCAUUAUCUGGUUUUAAUAUUCCAGGAAUAUGGUCUGAUGUGGAGAAUCAUUCAAGUGGGAUAUGUGUAAGAAUAGGUAAGGAUAGAAACACUGUGGUUAGAUUUGGCUUUUAGGGUUAUCACAGAACAAUACUGGGAGGCCCAGUAUACACAUAGGGUGGGAAUGUGAACCCUUUAGGAGAGAGGAAUAAUUCCCAGUAUGAAACCAUGUAGCCUACAGACUGGUUCUCCGCCUUCAUCAUUUGAAAGGAUUGCUGAAGUCUUGGCAAAAGACUGAAGUUGUGAUAGUGUGUAUAUUUCUCCUGUUGUAAGCCUUUGUGGGGGUCUUACAUCUGGGACUUUGGGGCCCAGUGUGCCACAGUACCUGCACCACUUGGGCUAAUUGCAUGCAAAAGGAAUGAUGAACCAAAUCUUUUGCUCUACAGUUCAACUUCUGCAAAUGGCUGGGCAGUGUGCUUCAGCUUUCAAGCCCAACAGGGUUAGGUGUCCUGAUGAGCCAAUAAUGGCCCACCUGGCUUGGCCCUCACUCCUUGGUCUUGAGACUGAGCUGCUGUAUUCUGUUUGGAAGCCCUACUUCCUCGCUGCCCUGACACGUCUUUAGGAAAGCUAAUAGUCUCCAUCCUCCUCAAAAGAGUGAAAAAUAUUAUACAGUGGUACCUCGGGUUACAUACGCUUCAGGUUACAGACUCCGCUAACCCAGAAAUAUUACCUUGGGUUAAGAUCUUUGCUUCAGGAUAAGAACAGAAAUCGUGCUCCGGCGGCGCAGCAGCAGCAGGAGGCCCCAUUAGCUAAAGUGGUGCUUCAGGUUAAGAACAGUUUCAGGUUAAGAACGGACCACCAGAACGAAUUAAGUACUUAACCCGAGGUACCACUGUAUAGGCUUCACCUUUCAUUUCUCCACUGAUAGCAGAAACUAUUCCCCCUCAUCAGCUGUAUGAUUUCAUUAUAUUGUCAAUCCAUGGUAUAACAGUUUUAAAAGAGUGUAAUGAUAACUGUGUGAAUUUGUGGGGCAUAGUGGGAGGAAAGCACCCAAAAGAAGUGUGCCUCUGUUGACCUACAAAAUGAAUGAAUGACAAUUUGACCAUAAAUAAGUCAGUCUUCUAAGACCAUAGCUUUGACAUACUUUGGCGCGCACAGUUCUUUGGAAGAGCUCUUUUCUUUAGGAGUCAGUUUACAGAUAGGGUAUCAUGUAACUUGACCUGCAAUGGAGAUUUCUAUCCCAUCUUUAAACAAGCACAAGAGAGAGUUUUAAUUCCCGUUUUGCACAGCUGUACAGUUGCACGUGUUUCGAACCGACACAACAUCUGAUUCACAGAGACGUCUGGUAGCUGAUUUAUGGUUUUGCUUACACACAAUUCCAAGAUUCAAGACACAUACAGUAUUCUCAGGACGAGUAGCCCUAGGAGAAAUUUCUGUUGAAGUCUGCACCUGUUCAAGCAGCACAUGUCAGCAUGAAAUACAGUCUAGUUGUAUGGUGAAGCAUAGGAGGGGAGCAUAGUAAGUUAACUGCUGUAAAAUACAAUAUUGCAUUCUUAUGACAGUAAGACUUGGAUGUCUAGAGAGCUUAAAAUUAACUCCUGAUUUAAAUGCAGCAGAUGCUGCUUUGAAGUCAAUUAAAUAUAUUUUAGAAAGUUUCCUAAAAAGUGAGUGCAUUGAUAUACAUCAUCUAAAGACUGGUGUGUGCGUUUACAAAAUCAGCUAGUUGGCUUUAACAGUUGCCUCCAUCAGGAAUUAUUUCUUAAAUCGAUGUGCAGGUCAAAUUCAGUGGUAAUAGGACACUGUUGUUAAAUAGGUACAAUAUUUCACUUUUUAACUUAUAUAAUUCUUGCACUUGGUUUUUUUCACAGUGUGAUCUUUUUUCUUUUUAAAAAAUAGGCCCCAGCCUUUGGUGGCAUUUGCAUCAAUUGAUGUGGCUUUCAAUAAAACCAGCUCUUUUUCCCCCAGGGGGUACUCAAGAAUAUGCAGUACCGGCACCUUGUUGUUGUUGCUGUUGUUGUUGUUGUUGAAAAGUGUUGCACUUACUGUAACAACUUUGUGGUGAGUACUAGCACCUAUUUUUCUAGAUAAAAAAGCAGUGAAUAAAACAAAUAAAAUACAUAAAGCAGCAACAUAUGAUGGAUGCAAGUUCAGCAACAAAAAAUAUUCUAAAAUGAGGGUCUACCAAAUUUGUAAAAAGCUUCUGUCCUGCAGACAAAUGCCUGCUGAAAGUUUUAACUGGGUGGUAAACAAUUGGAAGGCUGAAGGGGCUCUAGGUACUAUUCAAUAAUCUAGAUGAAACCACAGAAAUGGCCUCUUGCCCCCAACCAAUUGUGCCUCAGCCAUGAGCAGGAGGGGGAUUGCAGUCAAUUACAGUGGUACCUCGGGUUAAGUACUUAAUUCGUUCCAGAGGUCCGUCCUUAACCUGAAACUGUUCUUAACCUGAAGCACCACUUUAGCUAAUGGGGCCUCCUGCUGCUUCCGCGCCGCCGGAGCACGAUUUCUGUUCUAAUCCUGAAGCAAAGUUCUUAACCCGAGGUACUAUUUCUGGGUUAGCAGAGUCUGUAACCUGAAGCAUAUGUAACCUGAGGUACCACUGUAUUCCAAAUCUAAGCCAUUUAAGGCUUAAAAAGUAAUCACCAAUUCUGAAUUGUGCCCCCAACAGUGCAACUGUUGUGGAACAGGUAUGCAUGCAGGUCUCACUAGCUGAACUCAAAGCCUUAUCCAGAAAAUCAUUUGUUAGGCAAGCAUUCGCAUAAUGAGUCAAAAAUUUCCAUUGAUUCCUCUGGGGAAAUUUCCCAGCCACAGAAUUUUGCCCCCAAAGUGACAAAAAUACCCAUGAAAACCCUCUGAAACCUUGCAAAAAGGCAAACAAAGAAAGAACAAAUGCCUAACUUAUCCUCUGCCCCUUUGCAAUGGGAGAGAGAGAGUUGGCCAUAGUGAAUAUGGAGACCCAGCCAUUGAUUUCAGUGGCUGGAACUUAUUUCAGCUAUUUAAAAUGGUCACUUGAGGAUUUGGAAAUGAUUCAAUGCCAUUUAAACUAGUUUUGAAUCCCUGAGCAAAAGUGCAGGUUUCCAUUUAUUGUUUGUUAGUGGGUGGGGCACGUUUGCCAUUGCAGGUUAAAAUUUUGAGGGGGUAAAUAAACAUGUCAUGAAAGUCAUCCUUGAACAUCUUCAAGUUGUGCUAUUUCAGAACUUUGCUACGUAGGAUAAACUCUUCCUUAAAUGAAGAGAUCUGCAGGCUGUGUUGCUCUUUGGUAGGUAAAAUUCUCAUUUAAUUAUAAGUCUGAACCCAGGUUAAAAAAACACAUCUAAACAAAAACACAACAGAUUUAAACUGUUUACCAUUUCAUGCGUUUUGGGCAAGCAUUUGCAGUGUGGUCAUUUCAUAUGAAUUCUCCACAGGGCAACUGCAACAGAGCCACAUAUCAGUUUCUUCUUAUUUGUGCACCUGCACAAUGCAACACUGGGUUGUGAUAGUGACAUGACAAAAUGCAGACUUUUUUCUUAAAGUGUAAAAAGUGGAAGUGAGGGGAAGAAACCUCAGCCUUGUCCCCUUACAGUUAGGUAAGCCAAACACACACACUGAAAUUAACAGAAAUCUCUCUUCUUCAUGCUCUCAAAAAAGCAAAUGAAAACCUUCCCCUUGCAGGGAGGAGUCUGGAGAUAACAGACGAGACUGAAAAAAUGGGAAGGGAGUUUCAGUUCACUGUUAAAUUUCAUACCCCUCGUGAUGGGUGUGGAUGCAUUGAAAGGACACAAGUCACAGUGCUUUUUUCAGGGGGUACUCAAAGGUAUGAAGUACCCAGACCUCUUUUUUGUUGUUAAAAAGUGUGGCACUUACUGUUACAAUUUCAUGGUGAGUAGAGCACCUAUUUUUCUAGGGGGGAAAGCAGUGACAGGUCACAUUCCCAGAAGGAAUACAAAAAAAGAUGGUUGGAAGUGAUAAUCUCCACUAAACUCAGGUGAAAUGUUUUAAAUCCAAGGGAUUGUUUUCUUUCCCUGUCUGAUGAUGCUCUGCAACUCUGUCCUGAUGAUCUAUGCUGCCAAUUUACCAUUCUUUUCCCUAGCCAUAACAGAGACUUCCGCUGCGCUAACACUAAACCAAAAAUUCUAUCUCAAUAAGCCAGAACAUCCUCUAACAGCAUCUGCCCACUGGUGGCCCAUUUCCUAAUGUUUUGUUCCUUUACAAGUUGUUGUUGCUGCUGCUGCUGCUGUUGCUGCUGCUGUUAAUUCAAUUCAUUGCCCACCUUUCAACAUCCUGUCCCAGGGCAGGUUACAACAAUUUAAAAUUCAGUAUUGAAACUAUUGAAACAAAUGGUGUGGAUGACUGAAAUAGUAGAUUAGAAACAUUUGAACAGGAAAACACUUUCCCUUUAGUUAAGAUGAGAAUUGUCUUCUCUGGUUAUACAACUAAGUACCAUUGUUAAAUGGUGCUGUAACAAAGACAAGCACCGUAUGCCAUAAAAGGGAUAUUUUUUUUAAUGGGUAACAAAAUUAUGUACUUGUAAUAAUGGGUGAACCUCCCCCCUCCAGGCUGAAUUUGGAAUGGGCUGGCCUAAUUGGUCUUAUUUAUGGAAAAUAAUUCAUUUCAUUUUUUAACACAAUACAGACCCUGCCAUGACCCACACAAUGUUAUCUGUAGUGCAGCAGGGCCAAAACACCAAAUCCAGUUCUGCUGAGCUUUUCUCUGCCACCCUGUUUCCUUCUCAAAAGCCACCCAGGCAGCACUGAUAGGGUUGUUUUGCAAGAGGCCUUUUGGUGAAACCUCCAUUUCUACCUGCUACCUUGAGCACCAAAACAAUAGUGUUGAAAGGCACCAAGGACCAUGGGCAAUGUAGUUUCCCAUCAGUGCACCUGAGCUCCUCAUGCCCAUUGUAAAUAUUUAGAGGUUCUGGCAAGUUACAUUUCCCAGGGCUCCAGAUACCUGGGAAGCUGAUGUUUCAGUGUUCAGUAUUCUAGGGAGGAAUGGAGGCUUUCUGCAAAGGCUCCCCAUUAUUGUGCAAGGUAGGCUUUGCAUAAGGGAAGGGGCUGGCUGAGUGCUGGUUUUCAUGAACUCAUAUAGCAAAUUGUGCUGGUCUAAUGGUGUUGUUCCUGCCAACCUAGCGGUUCAAAAGCGCGUCAGAGUGCAAGUAGAUAAAUAGGUACUGCUCCGGCGGGGAGGUAAACAGAGUUUCCAUGCGCUGCUCUGGUUUCACCAGAAGCGGCUUAGUCAUGCUGGCCACAUGACCCGGAAAAACUGUCUGUGGACAAACGUCGUCUCCCUUGGCCAGUAAAGCGAGAUGAGCGCCGCAACCCCAGUUGUUCACGACUGGACUUAACUGUCAGGGGUCCUUUACCUUUUUUGAAAAUGGUGUUGUGGGGUGGAGGCUCAUAUCUUCCUAGCAACUGAGUUGUUGCUUGAUACUGAGAAGCAGGCAAGGCAGCAGAGAGGCCACCAGUUUAGCCUUCCUGCUGCUGCAUUUACACUGUGCUGACUUGCCUUCCAGGAGAUCAGAAAAGCACCUCUGCCCCAUCAUGCUAUCCACUUCUGGUGUUAUGCUUACAUUUUGCCAUUCAGCAUCUUCACAAGUCAUCAAAAAAGCUUCCUCUCUUUUAUUGAAUCACACCAAGUAUCUAACUAAGUAAUUUUGUUACGCUUUCUAAGGGUGGAACUAGACACUUGUAUUUUCACUGCUUAAAUGCUUCUGUUUAGUAAGAACAAAUCAUCUUCUACUGCCUAUGUAGCAGAAUUCCAGCUAUAUAGAGAAUAGGUUAUUUGUAAGUUCUGGCCAUGCAGUGAGUCUAGCAUAGUUUACCUGCACUCUUUCAGAAAUGUGUGGAAAUGUAGGGUGCUAGCUGAUGCUGCCUUUAGCAGAGAGGGAGCCAUGGCAGUAUGUCUCCUCCUAAUGAAUUGCGAUAAUGUUGGAAGUCUAGUCAUGCAGGACUUCACAGUGUGGUGGUCAUUGUUGAUUUGGCCAUCAUUGCUCUAGUGUCCCAAGAAUAUCUGUUCUGAUAUGGGAAGGAAUUUAAUAAUGGACACCUUCCCACAGGAUUACAGGCUUCCAGUGUACCAAAUGGUGAGGGCAAAAACUGCCAGUUGCACUCCCAAUUACUCAGAAAAGAGCUCCAAUGUCCUGUCCAGAUUAUUCGCAUUAGACUUUUCUAAGCACUGACUGUGCAGGCAAUCAUCACCUCCUUCCACCCAAUGUUGGCUCCCCAGAGUUUCCGAAAUGUAAUUUGGUCUUGCAAAUCAGUGGGCAGAGUGUGAUUUAUUAGCAGUACAAGCAUAGAAUCCCUAAUCUCCUCUUGUGGUCUCAACAUCCACUUAUCUUUCCUCAGCCACAAAAAAGCACAAUAUACUUCCCACAAAUGCUUGAAACUAACGCAACCUGCACUACCAUUAGUGGUACUCUGAGGAGAACGUCAGUGGCAAACAAUAUCCAUCUCCUCUCUCUCUCUUUUGCCUGCAAAAAGCUGAAGUAGCACAUGAUAACAUACCAAAUAUUAAAUAUGUUUAUUUGCCAACAAAAAGCGACCUCAGCAUUUGAAUUAUUGUAUUGUUUCUUUACCCCUCUCCCAUGUUAUUUGUUAAGUUAAAGGGCUACAUGUGAGUACAGGUGCAUAUGGAUAAGUCUCUCUCAUAUAUACUAUACCUCAGUGCCAGAUGAGAGAAUCUAGGUUCAAACAAAGAGUGAAAUUACACAACCUUAUUCUUGUCAUGUGGGGGGGGGGGGUCGUGUCACACACAACAGUUUUCAGCUUUCUUAAUUAUGUGGCUGCAUAAUUUGCUUUCACCAUACCAUGUGCUGUUUUCUAGAUCUGGAUUAAACACUCCAAAUACAAUCCUCACCCCUCCCCCGCUUGCAGUAUUUGAUUGGUCUUCAAGUCAAGGUAGCUUUCAUUGAAAUUCUUGCUUAGUUUAGAGUUAAUUUUUCUGUGUCACAUACACAUAUAUACAUACUGUGCAUUUUUAUGUGUGUGUAUUAUAUACAUGCAGUUUGCAUAUGUGUGUGUCUUUCUAUAUCAUAUUUAUUAUAUAGGAUUCAUUACAUCAUUGUUAUACCCUGUCCUUCCUCCAAACAGCAGCUAAUAUCUUAAAAGUUUACAUAACAAUACUAUUAAAAACAUAAGAUAACCACAAAACCAAAAAAAGUAUUUAUCAACCAACUUCGUCUAAGUCCCUAAAACCUGGACAAAAGUUUUUAUAAUUUGCCUGAAUAUUCCUAAUAUGAGGUCAUCAACUAAAACUCACCUGGCAGGGAUUUUCAUAUGUGACAUGUGUGUCUGUCUGGUUGGCAGUCCGCAAAGCUGGCAUCCAAAGCUGUGGUGAAAUAGAUAGUUUAAUUCCAGGUAAGGGAUUACAAUUAUCCUCGAUUAAUUAUGCUCCUAUUUUAAAUAUUCAGUGUUUUGGGGGGUUGUUUUUUAAAACAACAACAGCAACAACAACAACAUAUGCUCUUGGCUCUUGGGCAGUCAGUUAGCUCAGGAACAUCCUGUACCGUCUGUAUUUGGCUAAGGCAAGGGAUAAGUCUUUACUCCCCCUCAGUCCAGAUAAGCUCCAUUAGUUCAGUUGCAGAGUCAGGUUUACCACUUGACUGAAGAAGGCACUGACUUUUCUUUUUAUGGUGCAUCUGUCUUCAUCCCAAGUGCAACUUCUUAAAUAUAUGUAAUGGUUUGUCCUUUCUGAGUUCCCAAAGCCCAAAAUAAUUUGGAGUUGAGUUUUGGUUGGAGCAGGGUUAGACUCCCAUAAACUCCAACCACCACAGCCAGGGGUAAUAGGAGGGCAACAGGUUCUCUAAAUCCGGGCUAGAGCUGUGCUGAAAUGUUAGCAAUACAAUCACUGUCCUGAAGCCAAAAAACAAGAAGAGAAGACUGGCAGGCAGCCCUCAGACCAAAUCAUAUACAGAUACAGGAAAUACAGGUGUGUGUAUUUAACCCCACUGUUAAAAUUGGGUUUACAUUCUGGGGGGCCCUGUGCAUAAGCAAAAAUCACAUAUUUGGAGAGCACCCUCUAAAAAGCCUCUAAAUGCUUAUUUCCCCCCCUGCUCUCCAGUGUUCUCUCCCACUCUCUCUCCACUUCAGACCAAAAUAACUAGAGUUGAAGCUCUGGGGUCUGCUGGAGGUUGGAAGAUGCUCCUCAUGUAUCAGCUGAUAGGUGGGAAGGCUGAGCAGCCUAAACAAAGCUCUGCUGUGCCUCCUGUCUCUUUGGGGCUUCCUCCUCCCGCACUGACAUACCCUUUGGGCUCCGGAGAGGGUCUCCUUGUGAGCCACGAGGACACUCUAGCUCUCUCCUGCCCUUUCUUGGUGUGGUUCUAUUUAUUUCCCAGCGCCAUUUGCAUAUGUGGUUGCGUGCAAAUGUGGGGAUACCUGUAUGGGAUGGGAAUGGGAAAAUGAUAAAGCGCUGGUUCCCGAGUGCACUCUUGCCCCAACCCCGACAUUAAACUGGAGCAGUCAGAUGUGUCCACUUCGUGGAAUCAUAGAAUUGUAGAGUUGGAAGGGUCCUCCAACCCCUUACAAUGCAGGGAUCUUUUUGCCCAACGUGGGGCUCAAAACUAUGACCCUAAGAUUAAGAGUCUCAUGUGUUUACCACUUGAGCUAAGAUCAUGCCUCACUGAAUUCCUCCUGCGUUCCCAUGUUGUGCAUGAUCCUGUAGGUCCUGAGGAAGUGUGGAGGGUGAGAAACAGUGCAAGGGUGUUUUCUUCAGCUUUCCACUGCCUCUGCUUGCUGAAGAGAGGUCUCAUUAGGGCUCACUGAGACCUAGUAAGGAAAGUGGCAACUUCCCACCCACCAAAAAGUUUUAAAGAGCAGCAAAAAAUUCAGGGGAGAAUGUUUUUCGAGAACUGCAGGGUGGGACAGGAACAGCCUCAGGUUUGGCACUGAUGCAUUUUCCGCCGUUUCAACACCCUAAACUGUCACUUGGAAUAUAUCAGUGAUACUGUGAUACUGUUAUCGCUUGCUCUUCUUACUGUGAUGUGUGUUAUGAUUCCUUUUGCUGCUUCAUAAGUUCCUCAAGACUGGAGCAUCUUUAUGUUGUGCCCUCUGCAAGGCUUCACAUUGUCCAUGUGUAAUAACAAAGCAUAAUUCAGUACUUGGAUCUUCACAACAGCCCUCAUAAUAGUGAGCAAAUGCAUUCUGUAGCAAUUGCCUUCCUUUGACAACUGUGUCAUCCCUUAGUGAAGAUUGGUAUAUAGAGUUAAUUCACUGCUGUUUCCUAAUCCACUAAUUAGAAUUGAUGUGACAGGUUCUCCUGCCUCUGUACUUUAAGGAAUCCCUACAGCCUGAUCUCUUCCAAUCUGAUUUUGCUUAAGCUCAUUUUCCAGGUUGCCAGUUCAAUUUCUAACAGACUGGCAGUGUGUGAUAUUUCUAGUUAAAAGAAUGUUGUUUCUCUCUUGGUCCUAAUUGUAAAGGCUUCCAUUUUGUGUUUAAUUCUCUGGAUGAUGCAUUGAGACUUUCUCCCUAAUUCAUUAUCUCUGAUACUUGCAAACUGAUACUUCCCACUUUUUUUUUAAACUUCCCUUUUUAAAAAGGUUUAACUUGGCUGGCCCACAUCCAUCCAUUAGAAAUGCGCAAGUAACACUGAACUUUCCUUAGCACAAUUGUUGGGCUAUUUGUAGAAAAAGGAGCAGUUUUACUAGUGGCAUUUAUUGGUUUCUAAAGAAUAAAUCCAGCAGAGCCAUUUAGUUAAUAGCAAAAUUAUGUUUAUGAGAGACUAUAAGCAGUGCCUUUCUGGAUGAGACGGAGGUCUAACUCAGCCAGUAUUCUGCUUUCUUAGCAGCCAUCCAGAUACUUCAAGAUGCUCUUGAGUCAGCCAUGAAGCAAAGUAAUUCCUGGCUGUCUAGUUGUGAGGCCUGUAAGUUAAGAAUGCAUUCUUAUAAUGACCCAAGGGCAAAGCGAAGGUUUGCCUAUUGCAGUGAUCUCAUAGUAGAACUGUAGCAGGGGCAGAGAACCUCUGGCCCUCUAGAUGUUGUUUGACUACAACUCCCAAAAGUCUGCAUGGCCCAAUGGUCAGGGGUGAUGGGUGCUGAAAAAUAUCUGGAGGGUCACAGGUUCCCUCUGCCUGCUUUUGCAAUUGCUCUCCCUGGAGUUUCUGAGGCUAAUUUGUUCCCAUUAAGAUGGACUGGUAUCUCCCAGUGUAGCAUUUCACCAUAACUAUGAAUGCCAGCCUUUAGGUUAUAUAUGAGAAUGUAAAAUAUACAGCAGUUAAACUGACCAUACAUAGGGAAGCAGCAAGUUUUGUCUCCCCACAUCUGCAAACAGCAGCUGCUUGGAUUUGCCUCAUCCGUCUUAAUGGGAAUGAUUAAAAAUGAGCCCACACUUUUCUGCAUAGUCAAAACUGGGGCACACGUCUUCCAAGACAUGCUGCUGGGAGAGUCACACGGCCUGCACCUCACUCUCACCCAAAAUGGCCACCGAGAUCUCGUAAGAAAAAAUGGGGUGUCCUGCCUUGUAUUCCGUUUCUUAGUUACACUUGAGUGUGAUGCUAUAAAUUCUAGGCUAUAGGGCAACCCCCAGGAUACAAAGUCUGCCCAUCUUCACACUGCCUAAGUUUUAAGAUAGUGAACGGUUUGCUUGGGAAGAGAUGUUCUGUUUCUCUGAUCCGUUCUGCUGUGUGGCAGAGAGCUGAUUGCAUCACAUUCUUUGUCUCUCUUAUUUAUUUACAGUAUUUCAGAAAUACAAUGCAUGUAAAGAGAAUUGACCUUGUUAGAAUUAAGGAGCAAUUGUUUGGCAGCACGUCCAGGUGUCUCAUUAAACAAUAGGUUUCUGUUUGGUUUAUAUGCUGAUUUGCCCUGUAUGUGUUAUUAACUGUUAAAUAACAUUGCAACUGAAGGAGCAUUUUACAGGUGCGAGCAAAGGUAUCCCAGGCUCUCUGAGAAGCUUCUGAUGCAACCUCAACAUACCUCUCUAGCUCAAAUUAAAAUCCAAGCUAGAGAAUAACUUCUGGCUCUCCCAGCCAGCCAGCCAGCCAGCCACCCCAAUCCCCGAAACAUCCUCUUCCAUUCCCUCUCCAUUUACUGGGUGGCAGAACAGGUGUGCCCCAGCCAUGAAAAGAAAGAAAGGACCAAGUUCAGAUCCCACUUUUCUUUCUGAAAUUAUGGGAAACAGCUCAGUUUCAUUCUUCAUCAAUCUGGUUUGGGGUGGGAAUGAUCUUGCCCAACACAGUCUUUCUCUCUUUUAAAAAAAGCACAUUUCAUUUCUUCAAAAAUGCAUGGGCCUAUUUCAGUGGUUCAGUAUGCUGUAGUGGUUAGAGUGCUGGACUAGGACCUGGGAGACCAGGGUUCAAAUCCCCACUCAGCCACGGGGCUCACUGAGUGACCUUGGACCAGUCAGUUUAUUUCAGUGUAAAUGACUUCAUAUGGUUGUUGUGAGGAUGGAAUGAGGAGGGGGAGAUUCACACCUAUUGCCCUGAGCCCUCUUUGGAGGAUAGGUGAGCCAUAAAUGUAAUAAUAAUACAAGUAAAUUAAAUACAUUGAAAUAUUUGUUUGCCAUUCAAGUUUGUAAGGAGUACUCAAACUACAGCUUUCCACCUUGGGUAUCAUGGCAAACUGAAUUGGCCAAAUAGGUAGUACUGCAGUAAGCUGAGCUUGAAAGGAAAAGAAAGUGACCGGGGAGAGGGGGGAGUAAGUGGCAACAAACAUGUGGCUCAUUCAGAAAUAUGACGUCUGAAGUAGGACAUCAGUCUCUCAAAGUCCUGUCAGCCAUAUUCUCUCCAUAUUGCAGAUGAGGAUGUGAAAAGUUGAUAGAACAGUGACUCGCAUAAGGCCAUUUGAUAGGGUUUGUGACGGAAGUGAAAUUUGAAUCUUGUCCUGCAAAGAUCACAUCUCUCAGACUUGGUAUAUACUGCUCAGGCUGUAAAUAGCAGCAUAAUGUUAGAAUCAGGGCAUAAUCUAAGGAUAAGGUUGCUCCUUGGAUGCAUAACACAUUAUCUUAGCAUACUACAAAAUUAAUUGUUGACUGUGGGUUAACUGAGAAAACCAGAAGCAUAUGUGGUGAUCUAUGUGGAGCUAUGCUCAAAUGAAGACAUUUGAUGGGAUCUGCUCAUGUUCCUGUCCAGAAUUAAUCGGUUGCAGCUAGAUUGGUGUUGGCUGUAAUUGUUUUGGAAUUAAUCAAAAUGGUGUAUUAAUGAUUAACCAGUGCCACUGAGGGUAGGACCGAAAUAUUUCACCCCUUGCUGUCAACUACCUAUUGCAGAUAGAAGUUUAUACAUAUGGAAGUUUGCAAAGCACACACAACACCAGGCGGUGCAGGUAAGAUUAACUACAUUCAAGGGUCUACUAAAAUAUAUCCUGUGUAAAUAAUGACCUAAGUAAUGGGAUCUUGUCUAGCUUAUACAGCAAAGAUUCCUUAGAAAGAUAUGUGUGAAGAAUGCCCCAAGUUUGAUAGGCCUUUCAACAUAAAGAUGCAACUGUAUAGAUAUACUCAUCAGUAGUCCCACUGACAUCAUUGAGCUUUAUAUGUUCCUUAUGGACUGUUUUCAGAUGACUAGCAUGCUUCCACAUGCAUGAAGAUUCCACCUGCUAUAUUCAGCACCUAGCCAGAAGAGAAAUUGUUUUGAACUAAGUUUCUGCACUAUGAUAGUUCCUUAUACAUAUUAUAAGCCCACUGAUAACAAUGGUCCUGCCUGGCUUUGGACUGGAGACAUUACAGCCUCAGGUUAGCGGACAGUAAAACUGUGCAUAAAAUUUCAUAUCUGUGGAUACAUACCAAAUAAAGAAUAUAUAAGCUAAAGCUUUGGCCUUUUAAAGGCUAGAGAACACAGAAAGUUUGUUGACUUUCCCCCAGUAGAAUUCCAGAUCUUCCUAGUGUUCCUAUUUUCCAGCGACAUCUCUGAUUUAGUGAAGUCAUCCCAGUUUCUGAUUUGAUCCCACUUUUCCUUAGGAUGUCCCUAUUUUUAUUGGAGAAAUGUUGGAGGGUAUGGAGUUAUCCGACCCCUGAGCCAUCGGAAGCCAAUCUUGUAUAGGGAAGUCUUUUUUAAAUGCUUAAUGUUUUAUUAUGUUUUUAUAUAUGUUGGAAGCUGCCCAGAGUGGCUUGGGCAACUCAGUAGGGUGUGUGGGGUAUAAAUAGUAAAUUUAUCAUUAUGGAAUGGGACGUCCCUAUUUUAACAGAGAACUAUUGGAGGGUAUGGAAUUUUCUUAAUUUUGCAGUGGUGUGGUGACUGUGAGUUAAUAGUUGAAUAUACAUUAAGAAGAGAUAACACAUCUUUCCUUUAUCAGGAAAGAGCAUUGCUUCUGAGUGAUGAGUUCCUCCAGUUUAGAUAACUUACACAGCGGCGUAGCGUGGGUUGUCAGCACCCGGGGCAAGGCAAGUAAUUUGCGCCCCCUAACCCGGGGCAAGGCAAGUAAUUUGCGCCCCCUAACCCCUAACCUGCCACGUCAGGUGAUCUGAGGCGAGUUGCCGCUGGCGCUGCCGCCCAAACGACGCCGCUUGCCCGGAGGCGGAGGAGGGCAGAGAGGUGAGGAAAAUGCAACAUGGCCCAGCAGCUGCAGCAGCAGCUGCAGCAGCGGCGGCGGCGGCGGGGCUGUGAGGAGGGGCUGCCUGGCGCGCCCUCCGCGGCGAGCGCUGAGAGCCGCUGCCAGCUCGUUGGUUCCGCGAGACAUGGGACUCUGCUACAGCCUGCGCCCGAGGCUCUUCGGCGACUCCGGGGGCGGCGAGCGCGCCCCCCCCAGAUGUUGCGCCCGGUGCGGCCGGCCCCCCUUGCACCCCCCACGCUACGCCACUGAACUUACAGCACUUUAUGUUGACACGAAGAAAGCAUUCAUUUGAAUUUCAUUCCGUCUAAUUUACAAGAAGAAGAAAAGUCCCAUCGCCAUGUUGUUUGUCUGUGCUCUGGAAGGCCAAUUUUUGUUUUGUUCCAUUUCUCCCCAAAAGCAGUAACUCUGCUCAUGAAGAAUGCCUCCAUAUACAUCAGUGGCAUUGUUAACCAAAUGGUAGCAUGUAAAACUUGACGAUAGAAAUGUACUGCUGCUUCCUGUGAGAGGGAGGCAUUCUGGAUAUGCUUGAAGCAUUUUUCGUUGAGGUGAAGCCCUUGCAGGGCUGUCAGUGGGAUAUUUGGCUUCAGCAUUCAAAAUGUCUCAGGCCACCUUGGGGCUGUUUCAUUUACAGGAAACUGUUGGGUGGGGGGCUACCUGGACUGCGAGAAUGAUUUUAAGCACGAUCCCCUCUGCUCAGUGUGAAUAAUGUAAUGUGCAGUUUGGCCCUAAGCGGGUUGUGGCUAGUGCACAUGUGCACACAUAAACAACAUAGAGCCGCCCCUCAAUUGUAAAAUAGGCGCAGUGAUUUAGGAGGGAUGGGUACCAGAAAAAUGAGGACAGCAUGGAUGUAUGAGUUUGUAGCUCAGCAGAGCUUGAUUUCUAAAAUUCACCCUGAACACACUUGGAUGUCUACCCCUCUGAAAUUCGACAGCCUAGGUGAUUUCUUUUCAUUGGCAGCACACACUGCAGCACACAGAACAUUUUGUAGUUCUGAAUGGCUCGUAUAUAAUCCUUGUCACCUCGCACCUAUCUUUUCUUCUCUCCUUUGUCCUUUUUGGGUCACUAGCAGCAAUAGCCAGUCAUCUCUUACUUUGAUCCAUCUUUCUGAAUUGCCUCUAAGGCAGACCUGGGAUCCACCAGGGGACUAAAUGAUACGUGGCAUUGUUAGCCUGGCACUGCCUUCAGGGUUUAUAAUAAAAAGCUCAUUUUUAGGUGCCCCAUGCCAUGUUUAUAGCCUGAACACGGUUGCUUGCAGUUAAAUGACUUUUUUAGACUUCCUGAUUUCACAUUUAAGAUCCAAAUGUGCAAAUACUGACUUAACACAAUAUUACCAGGCAUUCUACACAGCCCUGAUCCUCUACCCGGACUUUGACAUUCCUUUUCAGAGGGAACAAUGGAUGCUUUUCUGCAAGAUGGCAAAAUGAUCUCCCUUUUACUCCGAGGCCUAGUUCUCACAAAUAGUAGACAAGGCAACUGACCUGUUUUCUGAACUGUUCUACUUAGAUGAGGGAAUUUAUUUAUUGAUUGGUAUGUUAUACCUGCACAUAGAAAACUGAUAUGUCAAGACAGAUGGCUUCACUAAAAUCCUCCCUGGUAUCUACUUUUCUGAGUGCAAGGAUUUUUUAUAUAUAGAGGAGCAUUUAAUCUUGUGAGCUAUCAUUUGCAGUCUGAAGUAAUGCAUUUGAGAAACAGGUUGGCCACCUUAUUGUUCAUUGUGCCUUAGUUAUGGUAACAAAGGUCCAGAUUCCUUGAAUAUGUCCUUUGAAACAAAUCGUCCAUCCCAUUGCUAAGUAGAAUAAGCUUUUGUGAUUUCCCGACAUCUGCUCCUUUUCUUAUCACCCACAGCUUUGAGUGUGAAGCCAAAUAAGUGGAUGCAGAAGGUACUUAAUAGAGCAUUCAGCAUUCCCUCCUAAUAGGGAAAACCUCUGUUGUACUUGUCUGGAUGAGAGACAGAGGACAGGAGAAAGGGAACCAGAGUGCUAAACUAUGGGUGGGAUACCUCUGGACCAAACUUGCACCCAUCCUCUACCCAAGCUGAGGAGGAGAGAGAUGACAGCAUAAUCAGUUGGGCUGCCUUCCGUCUAAGGAAGGAUGCCUUUGAAAGUGGGGAUCAGUGCACCUGUCAGCAACCUAAUCUGCAACUUCAAAGCUUCCCGCAGCUUAGCACCUUCCCAUCUGAGAAGAGAAAUGAAAGUGUUCAUUGGGCCAGCUCCCAGCUAACCUGAUCUCAGCUAUCAAAGCUGUCCCUACAGAAAAGAUCUAUUGGGGUCCCCUGAUUGUUACCCCACCCUCAGACAUGUAUUCAAGGAAAUUACAGGAGUGAAAACAUGCUAUAGAUGACUGCUUUGGUAAAUGGUUCCCAUGGCAUCUGUGGAUACCCACCAAUAUUUUUUCUCAGGGGGAAAUAGUUAUUAUUGGUCAAAUUCUUUAAUUCAGUGCUUCAAUGUAAUUUAACAUAUCAUGCAAGGGGGAGAAGGCGUUUGCAUAUUUGGGAAAAAUAUAUUAAGAAAUGAAGGUUGUCAUGGAAGGCUCAGAGGACACCAGUCUGAAAGCUAGAAAAUAACUUUAUUAUUUUUCUUAAACAAGAAUGUAUCAGGAUGUUACGGAAGUUGGGUCCUAGCCCAACUCUCUGCCAAGUGGUAGCAAGAUUCCAGGGGGCUCCUGGCACUCACCCAAAGGAAUCUGUGUUCCUUUGGAGAAUGGAGACACAGCAGAGACUGUUAUAGCUUUAAGAAAUAUGAUUUAUUCAUAUAUUUACACCUUCAGUCUGCAUGGAGGGAGUCCGAAUCUUACAGCAAGAGGGGCUUGUUCCUCACAGCAGUGCAGCACUGGAGUUAAAGGCAUCUCUCCCAGCCUUCAGCCAGCCUGCUCAAGAUGGAUCCCAGUCUUUUUUUUCUCCCUCUUCUCAGCACACCUUGCUCUAAAGUCUCUUUUUCUCCUGUCACUUGAAAUGCACACCCCACCACCAUGGCAACCUCUAUCUGCCCAGGCCCAAGAUUCUUCCUAGAUGGACCAUCAAACCUUUUUGUCAUGUUAAUGCCUCUAUCCCACGUGAGGCACUGGCUUAGAAAGGAAUCUUAGCCUGUACUUUUUUCCACUGGCCUGCAAUCUUCCCUUCAAUAUUGCAAAUAAUCAAAAUCUUACCAUAUAUUAAUUUGUAGGGUUUAGCCCCCCACCCCCAAUAGAUAACAAGGAAACUCCUUGACACCAUCCAGAUAUAGCUAAGUCCAUUGCCACCAGGUGACUAAGCUAUAUGAUGGAUGCUAUCCAUACAGGUGAUUUAGGAAUAGUCAAGUACAUCCAGAAGUUCUGUGGUUGCCUUAAAAAGGUCUGCAUUUCUUUCUUACUGCUCUGGAACACUACCUUCAGGUAGUUAAACUUUGCAGUCAUAGCCUACCAGUGUCAUUCGGCCAAGAAGUCAUUCAUAUAACCAAGGGCAAAACUCUGGCUUUGAACUUGUUCCGAACAAAAAUAUAUUUCUAUUCACGAUUACAUCAUAUGAUAGGGAUGGGGAGCCUGUAACCCUCCAGAUGAUGAGGCACUUACAUCAUAAAUAAUCAUUGGCCUUGCUGGUUGAGAUUGAUGGGAGUUUCAGUUCAAGAACACCUGAAGGGUCACAGCUUCCCCAUUCCUGGUAUGUUGUUUUCUCAGUGGCGUUACAGAAAUGGUGGUUGCAGAGAAAAGCAGGUGUGUCUAAGCCCCACCGACAAUUCACAGCACUUACAAUCCAGUCCUAAAAGUGUGCAACUUCAACAGGAUUUCUUUGUUUUAUCACAGACUUAAACACAAAAUUAAAACCUGUGUUCUAUUGAUUAAGCAGGCCUCAUAAUUUGUAGACCACACCCAAUAACACAGCCUUCACAAACCUGAUUCCAUCCAGAUGUUUCGAGUUACAGCUUCCAUCAGCCCCAGCCACCAGAGCUGAGGCUGAUGAGAGUUGUAGUCCAAAACUUGAAGGACACUAUGUUGGCAAACACUGCAAUGAUGGAUGGGAUCCAGAGAUGACUUCCAUGGGUGGAAAGGCCUUUCCAUGUGUGCAAGACAACCUCACUGAUUUCCACUGAUUUCCCUCUUCAGCAAAUCCUCUUCAACAAGCAGAAUUCUACUUGUGUGGCUGCAGAUCAAAAACUAUAUUAUUUACCAUUUGCUUUGAAGCAGAGCUGUGAAGAUCCCAAAUGCCUGAUUAUUCAGAAAACUAAACAAUUUGAUUGCUGACUCUUAAGCAUUUCAAUUCACUCCUAGGAUUUUCAAAUGUGUUUCUGCUUAUGACAGUAUGCAGAAAGGAGUUGCUUGUUUUAGCUGUCUUCUGCAGUAGGCAGUCAUGAAGUAGGUCAGUUUUACUGGACUUAAGGACCAGAUUUUGGCAUUCAAAUGUCUCCAAUUUUAUUUUCCAUUUGCUUUUAACUGUUAAUGGGAAUAGUUAUAACGCCCUUUCAGUAAGUGAUCUGUUGCCCACAACAGUCCAGCCGACCCUUCUUUAUUUAUUAGAGAAUAUUUACCACCACCCCUCUGAUGUAUACGCCAUUCAAGAUGACUUAGAUCAGUUAAAAGCUGCAAUUUGAUAGUAAAACCAUAACAUAAUUAAAAUGCAAUGGAGAUCAGACAUGACAGAUUAAAGUAAUCUCUCAAGCAUUGCAGAAGCUUGCUGGAAUACAAAAAAAACUCACCAGUUGUUGAACAGCAAAAGAGGGGACCACUGAAACUCAUGAUGUGAUGCAUUGCACAGCUUCCACAAGGAAGUCUUCUCUGAUCACCGUAGCUACCCUUCCAGCAUAGGUGUAACACAGUGAAGGACAUCUCCACCAGAUCUUGGGCAGGGGACAUGUUGAAAACACCUUUCUUACCUUCUUGCAGGAGAGGCCCAUAUUCCACUCAUAGUCAUACGUGCUUUCACAGAAAGAGAAACAAGUGCAAAGGACCAGCAGUUGGUCUGUGGUGUGGCAAGCUCAGGAAGUGGUCCUUCCAAAGGUUUAACUUUAGUAUAAAGCUGAGAAGGGAGUGCAAACAUGUGGGAGUAUUUAGAACAGGGUUUCCCAAACUUGGGUCUCCAGCUGUUUUUGGACUACAACUCCCAUCAUCCCUAGCUAGCAGGGCCAGUGGUCAAGGAUGAUGGGAACUGUAGUCCAAAAACAGCUGGAGACCCAGUUUUGGGAAACCCUGCUCUAGCUUCAGAGGCAACAGGGGCACCAAUCUGAAUAAAAUGUUGGGGAACCCAGGUAAGCCCUGCCCUGCAUAAUCGAUCACAAGAUGUGGUGCACACACCUGAUCUAGAAGCUAAUGGCAAAAUGAUUGCCCAUAAGUAACCAGCCUAAUGUAUCUCGGUGUUCUCAAGCAGAGUGUGGAGGUGAUAGCUUCUCCCUGUUUCUCCCCAGCACCUGGCAUUGCAAGGUAUGUUGUCUGUGAAUAUGGUUCUGUUUUGCUAUUAUGGCUAACAGCUGAUGGGGAAAUGCAUGUACGACUGACUUAAUACUUUCCCAAAGGCUUUCUAUUUUUGCUAAAAUGUUAGUAUUAUCAAAAAUGGCAAGCAAUAUCAAUAACAUUGCCUAAAACAGGAGUGGGGAACCGUUGGUCUUAAACGUUGUUGGACUACAAAUCCAGCUAGCCCUGACUAGUGACCAUGCUGGCUGGGGUUUCUGGGAGUUGUUAAGCAACAUCUAGGGGGCCAAAGGUUCCCCAUCCCUGUUUCAAAACGUAGGGUGUAGCAAAAUAUUUGGGAAAGAGUUGUCUAGAUUUAAGGGUGAUGUUUCUGGACUUCUUUUUUGGCAUGGCUGUUUUCAGAGUUAUGGAAAUCUGUCAUGUCCUGGAGACAGACAGGCUGGCUGCAAAAAUUUUAAUAAUAUUUGCGACCUAUAAAACAUAUUUCUUGAAAUUGAGCAAAAGCGAAGAAUUAUUGUGGGCAGUUGCUACAAAUGAUUAACUCACCCCAAAAGCAGUGCUACUUAACAAGCUUAGUAAAUGCUAUCAAAGUGACAGGUAAGAUAGAUUUACAGCAAAACAAUCAAGUUGCAAGACUGAAUUUUGUGCCGCUGGUAAAUGAGGGGAUCUGAAGGUGGAUGGAAGCUGUCUGCUUGAGGAGACUGUUUCAGGGAAAGGAAAGAAAUAUAGCUCUGCAGAGCAUCAUACAUUUGUUUUUUCUUGCAUCUUGCUGGCUGGGACAAGAGUAGCUGUAUCUCCUUAGUGUGGAAAACCCCCAAAACAGCAGUGUUGAAGGAGAAGUGAAGCAAGCAGCCCAGUGUAGUAUUUAGGGCUGGAAUGAAGAGGGGUAGUUCUUUGAAAAGCAGCUAAAAAUGGAACUUGUUCCUUGGUGAGAGAUAGAACAGGGAAUUGUUGUAUUGCCCAGGCAAGAACCAGCUGCUUGUCUGCAUACAGUGGUACCUUGGGCUACAAACACCUUGGGUUACAAACACUUCAGGUUACAGACUCCGCUAACCCAGAAGUAGUACCUCGGGUUAAGAACUUUACCUCAGAAUGAGAACAGAAAUCGUGCGUUGGCGGCGCAGCGGCAGCAGGAGGCCCCAUUAGAUAAAGUGGUACCUCAGGUUAAGAAUGGUUUCAGGUUAAGAAUGCACCUCCGGAACGAAUUAAGUUCUUAACCAGAUGUACCACUGUAUUUAAUCCAGGACUCAUUCAAUCCUGAGCUGGAUAUUUUUUAUGAAUCUUGAUUUUACAACUCCUGUAACAAGCACAUAUAUUUGAAUGAUCCAUUGCUCAGCUGAGAUUCUCCUGUAGUGUCCUGUAUUUUUAUUUUAUGUAUUUAUUUUUACAUUUAUAUCCCACCUUACCCAUUUUAGAGUUCAAGGAGGCACGCAUUAUUUUCUCAUUUUCCCCAUUUUUAUCCUCACAGCAGCCCAGUGAUGUAUGUUAAGCUGAGAGUGAAUGGUUGGCCCAGAGUCACCCAGUGAGCUUCAUGAUUGAGUAGGGAUCUGAAUCCUGGUCUCCUAGAUCUUGGUCUGACACACUAAGCAAUACACCUUACUGGCUCCUGAGGCAUUUCCUAGAACAGAUGUAGCCAACAUGGUGCCCUCCCAGAAGUUACAGACUGCAAGUCCCAUUAUCCCUCACUAUUGGCCAUGCUGGUUGGUGCUGAUGGGAACUGUAGCCCAAAACAUCUGUAGGGCACUUUGUUGGUUACCCCUGUUCUAUAAAGUUUGCCUGUACUUUUAAGAGAAGGAAGUUGUCAGUCACAUGCAGCAAGUGAGGACAGGAAGUUACAAGAUUAUUGCAUGGGUUGUUUAAUAAAGCGCUGUUUGUGUUUGCUUUUGAAACAAAGCUUUUGAGCACAACUUUGCAAACCACAAUAAUGUUGCAGAACCACUCCAAAACAGGCAGCAUUCGAUUUCCAUUUGUGGUCUUGGUGAUAUUGAUCCUUCUGUUGCCAUUCUGAGUGCAUUAGAUGAGGAAUGAUCUGAACCAGAAAAAAUCUAAUCACCCAGUUUUUUAUUUUUCCAGUCUUAAGUUUCGUAUGUGCUACAUAUGUUAGUUAAUUUUCAUAUGCAUUCUUCUGCACACUUCUCCAAAUACACACAUUUUUGUAAGCAAUUUCCCCUAAUACAAUCAGUGUUUUGCACAUUAUUUUCAGCAAUAUCUGCAAAUUUUUGCAUGCAUUUUCCUCUAAUAUACACAUUUUGUAUGCACUCUUUGGUUGGAGAGCUGCAUCACAAACAUUGGAGAAGUGUGAAUUUUGAAGGGUUCAUUCAUUGGUUCAUACAGUGCAAAUUUGAUGGGUUUGCAUUAAAAUGUGGACCGAAUAAAUUUCUCCCCAUCCCUUGAUAUGAGGAUCAAUGAGCUAAUUUUCCAAUCUAGUGGAAAUAAAAGUCCUGCGAAGGGCACUGCAAGAUAAACUGUUAGAGAUGAGGGUUGUUUCUUGGUGAUGAAGGGUUUCCCAGUUAGGAAAGAUGUUUGUAGAGGACAUCCAGGAAAGUUCUCUGGCAUGAUCGCAUAUAAGAAGGCAGCAAUUUCUGUUCCGACCUGUAUUUGCCCUACAACCAUUGCUGGUUUCUGUUCCACAGCAGUUUGAGCAAAGGUAAAGGGACCCCUGACCGUUAAGUCCAGUCGCAGAUGACUCUGGGGUUGUGGCGCUUAUCUUGCUUUACUGGCCAAGGGAGCUGGCAUGACUAAGCCGCUUCUGGUGAACCAGAGCAGUGCACAGAAACACCUUUUACCUUCCCGCUGGAGCAGUACCUAUUUAUCUACUUGCACUUGAUGUGCCUUUGAAGUGCUAGGUUGGCAGGAGCAGGGACCGAGCAACGGGAGCUCACCCCGUCGCGGGGAUUCGAACCGCUGAUCUUCUGAUCGGCAAGCCCUAGGCUCUGUGGUUUAGACCACAGCGCUACCCGCAUCCCUUUCAGUUUGAUUAGUACUACGUUAUUUGUCUUGCUGUCUUCUACUUAAUGUAAGUUGCAAAGUAUUUGCCUAACUUACAUACAUUUCGAUGCAAGGGACAUGUCAAAACAUUGUUUUCAUUAAUUACAUGUCAUUUGUGGACAUUAAAAAAACAACCACAACGGUAAUGUAAAAAAAAAAAAUUGAUUGUAUUCGCCUGACUCAUUUCCAUUCCUGGCCAUGCAAACGGCAGUAAUUUCUUCUUCAUUUUCCAUUUUAAAUCUCCCACAUCUAUAAUGAUGGAAGAUUUUUUGGGGUGAAGGCUAAUUAAUAAGUUAGUGUUCCUUAUUCCCCAGUGUGAAAAUGGUGUCUGGACUGAUCAUCUGGAAUCAGGAGGGUUUGAAUCUCAUCUUUUCCAUAAACUUACAUAAGCUGCCCCCACCUCAGCUUCAGUCACCCCAUUUACAAAAUAAGUAAUAUUGAUUUAUUUUACAGGGUUCUUUCAGGAUAAUGUACACUAACCAUUUUGAACAGUUGAAAGUGUUAUAUAUAGACGUAGAUAUUAAAGUUGUUCUUGUUGUAAUGUACCUGAUGAGUAUGCUUACCAUAGUAUCCCAACAUGAAGAAACCUUCGGCAGUUGUUCCUUCUCUGCAGUAGUGAAUAGGUGGGCAAUUGCAAUACCAAUUGGCUCCUCAUUUCCCUUGUCACAUAAAUGCUAUAGAGUCAACAAUCAUUCUUAGGUCACUAAGCAUUCGAAAAUAGAAGGGUUGCAGAUUCCAAACAUUUUGUUGCAAACAGGAAAUAAACUUCUGGUUUCCCUUUUAGGAAGCCAAGUGAGCCAGUGAGAUCUAAAGGCCUUGGAAGCAAAAUAAAGCAAAAAAGAGAAAGCUCCUCAUUCAAAGAAUCUGGGUUGAUGUUAUUAAAAGGAGGCACAAUAUUUACAGUGUUUUCCAGGCUGGUCACCCGAUCCAAGAAAAAUGAAGUCAAUCAGGGUUUAUUUCUUGUGCAGCAUGCUGCUUUAAAUUGUCUGAAAACUGAUUUUGCUCAGCAUUGCAAGUUUGGAUGUGGAAUCUGAACAGUGAACAAAGUUGUUGUGAGUUUCCUGCCUGUGUACUUUUCUGGUUUCUCUUAUUGCAGACAAACCCGUCUGGUGCUGAAAAUAGCUCAAAUGCUCCUAGAACAGUAGCUGCAGCCAGCAGCUGAAAUUCUUUCAUGCUCUUAUCGCCCUCUCUUUUCCUCUCUAUUGCAGGUUCUUGUUCUUCAGUUAAACUUAGACCUUUACAGAAGCUAAACAUUAAGAAAGGACUGAGUUAA
Messenger RNA from Podarcis lilfordi (Lilford's wall lizard), 30576 nucleotides. The record is from the annotation of a GenBank genome assembly. Lineage: Eukaryota; Metazoa; Chordata; Lepidosauria; Squamata; Lacertidae.